GUCUUGAUCUGGUCUUUCACCAUAUUAUAGUCAAUAUCUCUCAUUCUAAAUUCUAAUUUCUAAUUUCAUUCUCUCUCAAAUCGUUUCUAUUUUCUAUUUAUUUAUUUUUCAGUUCCUGUAAUAAUAUCACUACUCCGUUUUAUGAAUCCAAAUUCAAUAUUGUACAAUCCAUCUAUUCGAUCAGUUUCAAAUCUUUUUCUCAAGAAAACCUUCAGAGUUUGAUCUGAUUCAGUUUCAAUUUUACUACCAAAAAAAUGGCUACUAGUAGUAGCAAGAGAGAUUCAUCUUCUUCUUCUUCUCGGUGGCAUAAAUUUUCCACAAGAAUUUCAACUUCUUUAGCUUCAGCUUUACUUGAAUGGUUAUUGAUCCUUUUUCUCUUUAUUACCGCUGUUUUCUCUUACGUUAUUACUAAAUUUGCUUCUUACUGUAAAUUGAAAACUCCGUGUUUAUUCUGUUCAAGAAUCGAUCAUGUGAUAGGUAAAGAGAAAAGAGGUUACUAUUUGGAUUUGAUUUGUAGUUAUCAUAAGUCUGAGAUUUCUUCUUUAGUUUAUUGUUGUGAGCAUGAUAACCUUGUUAAUAUUCAAGGUGUUUGUGAAACUUGCAUAUUAUCUACUGCGACUGUAGAUAAAUUGAAUGCCGAGAGUUCGAAAUUAUUGGUUGGUAAAUCGGUGGAAGAAGAAUCCGGAUCCAUGUUUGAUCGGGAUCCGUUACUCGAUACGAGUGAACGGAGGAUUGCCGGACAGUGUUCUUGUUGUAGUGAGCAAUUUGUUUUAAAUUGUUAUGAUAAGAAUUUUGUAUUCACCAAAUCGACGGCUCGGUCUAGGGCUGUUGAUUUUGAUGUGUUGGAUGAUGUUGAGAAUAGUUUAUAUGAGAAAAUAAGUGCCAAGCCGUUUGUAUCAGUCAGAGAUGCGCGUGUGAGAAAUGAUCACGCGGAUCGUUUGUCGCGUGUAGGUUAUACUGAACUUAAGAUUAGUUCUGAUACCGAGUCUGAAUAUGAAAUUCCUUUAUCAGAUGAUGAUGGUGUAAGUGAACCGGUUCUUAGAAGAGAUGAUGCCGAGGAUGAUGUAAGGGUUCCGUUAACAGAUGAUACCGAGGAAGAUAUAAGGGUUCCGUAUGAAUAUGUGGAGCUUCCCAGUGUUGAUGAUUCGAAUGAGGAUCUGAUUUCUGGGAAGCUCGGGACUUCAGCGUCUGUGUUUGAGCCGUUGUUGUCGGAACCAGGAAUGCAAGUAGAAAAUAUAGAUAUUGGUGAUAUCAAAACUGUAGCAGCAGCAGUGGAAAGUGGGAAUGGUUUGACAGAACUUAAAUGGGAGAAGAUUGAAAGAAGUGCUGUGUGUCCCUCUCCAAGUGAGGCUACUCCCUUCAAUGAUGUUCCUAUAUUAUCAAGUAAAAUCGGAGGGCCUGUUGAAGUAUCAAAGGAAAACUAUGGUUUUAGAACUGAUGAAGAGGGGUUAACGUCUGAUCGAGGACCCACCAUGGACAGUGAAGAAAAUAUUAAUUCAGGUAAUAAGCUAAAAGCAUCCGAAGAAGGUUCAGAACCAACCCUUGUUUCUAGUGAUAUUGGUCAACAAAAUCCAAAUUUGCUUGAUCUUGGGGAUGCUUAUAAGCUAGCUGUCGGUAAUAGAGGAAGACAGUUGUCUGGCAUGCUUGCAGAACAUUGGCUCGGGAAAGAUUCAGUAAGAGUUAAUGAAGAUUUGAAGAUAUUAUUGUCACAAUUCUCUGCCACUCGAGGGACUGAUAUGUCUUUUAAUGAUAUCAGUCCUAGGUUGUCUAUAAAUAGCGAAGAAGCAAAGAGUUCUGAUGUUUCCAACUCUACUGGAAUGCAGAUACUUCAAAAAAUGAUUUCUCUUGAGCGAAAUGAGUCUGGUUUGUCUCUGGAUGGAAGCAUUGUCGGUGAAAUUGAAGGUGAAAGUCCAGUUGACAAGCUUAAAAGACAAGUUGAUCAUGACAGGAAACUUAUGAAUGCUUUGUACAAAGAGCUGGAGGAAGAGAGAAAUGCUUCUGCAAUUGCUGCAAGUCAAGCUUUAGCCAUGAUUACUAGACUGCAGGAAGAAAAGGCGACAUUACAUAUGGAAGCCUUGCAGCACUUAAGGAUGAUGGACGAGCAAUCAGAAUAUGAAAUGGAAGCUUUGCAAAAUGCAAAUGACCUUCUUGCUGAGAAGGAGAAGGAGAUAGAAGAAUUGGAAGCGAAGGUUGAGUUUUAUAGGAAGAGUUUCCCUAAUGACAUGUUGGAGAACACAGUGGAGAAAAACUCUGAAAUGAAGGUGAAAGAUAUUGGAUUGGAUCAUUCACAAUGUACUUUCACUGAAAAUAAUGAAUGUGUCCCUGAAAAAUCAGUUGCUGAAAAUCCUAACAAAACUGACAUUCUACUCAUGGAGGAAAAGAAUAUUCAAUCUGUAAACAGUUCACUAAUGGAGUUUCAAGAUGAAAAGCUAUAUAUUUCCCAACGUUUGAAGAAGUUGGAGAAGCAAGUAUAUUUUUUCCUGGAUACUCAUCAUUCUCAGGAUAAUUUGCCAAAUUCUGAAAAUAUUGGAAACGAAUAUCCAGAAAACUCUGAAAAGUUGGACAAUAAUCUUCUAAAGGAGGAUUCUCUUUCGUCGUUUGAAUUAAAUUCAGAUGCCACAAUUGAUGAUCCGUCAUCCAAGAAGCCUCCAGUUUGCAAACAAAAUGGUGAAAUUGAAUACUCCGGAGGUAGUUCCCCUGUUCUCUGUGGAAAUAGCGAUUUAGCUUCUACUAGAAGUGUGGUUUCCGAUUUUAUUGAAAGGAUACAAGCGCUUGAAGCAGACCAUAGUUUCCUUGAGCAUACUAUCAACUUAUUGAGCGAAGGAGGCGAAGGACUUAAGUUAUUGCAGGAAAUAGCUAAUCGCCUGCAGCAAUUACGAAUUAUCGGGAUAAGGGAAAGAGAUCAUCCUGUCGCUUGACGAUGUAUAUAAGAUUUUCCAGAUACCUACACCAAUAAUCAGCGACGAGGACGCAAGCACAUUGAACAAUGGUGAACCAGGUAAUAGUAACUGGUGCAACUGUACAGUAACAAUAGCUUGAUAUCAUCCAUUCCAGUGUACAAGAAAAUAGGAUUUCAAAUUAUAUGGAGAGCUUUUUCACCCUUCCUUUUUCUGGGGAUAGUUUCUUUGGUCAUUUUGCUGCAUUGAAUUGUAAAGGUUUUCCACUACCAUUUGUAUUAUCUUUUACACAGAUUUUCAUUUCCUUUUGUCGUUUUUGUAUUGUAAAUGAAUAAUUCGAAGAGUGAUUGCUGGUUUAAUGAGUGUUUUCUUGUGUUGGAGUGAGUAUUUUGAAAACAGAAAGAACUAACAUCAGUAUGCUAUACUGAUUCUGCGAGA
This is a messenger RNA of Lathyrus oleraceus (garden pea), 3335 nucleotides long. RefSeq names its product myosin-binding protein 1. Bases 255 to 2918 code for a protein of 887 amino acids. The record is from RefSeq and is a predicted model, not a curated record. Gene Ontology annotation, molecular function: myosin binding. NCBI's taxonomy places the organism in Eukaryota, Viridiplantae, Streptophyta, Magnoliopsida, Fabales, Fabaceae. The transcript is spliced from 3 exons.